ACAGAACCCAGGGACAUAAGCACAUCUUCAAUCUCCUGCCGGAGAUGGUGGUGCCCCCGACCUGCAGUCGCGGUGCAACAAGUGAAGGCAGGCCUUGGGAGGGGGGCACCAGGGAGGAAGUGUGUGUGUGUGUUUGUGUGUGUGUUAGUGUGAGUGUGUGUGUGUGUGAUGCAGAGAUAAUGGCGAGAGGACCAGGGGGGAGAGCCAGGCUUGUCUCAACAGCAUCCAACUGACGAAGCCUUCUCUUUAUUAACCUAUUUGCCUUUUUUUUUUUUAAUUGCCAAGGAGAAAAGGAGUCUUCUCCUCAGCAGGGGACUGCGAAAGGAGGCCAUGGCCUCCUGGUUCAGCUGGAGCGAGCCGUACCACCGCAGCCCCCGCAAGGACCCGGCCGUCGUGGUCACCGACACGCUGAUGGUGGAGCUGGGCUGGCAGCUGAAGGAGGCGGAGAGGCAGCAGAGAGAGCGGGAGAACGAGUACCGCCGCCUCAAGACCGGCGUGGACUACAGCUGGCUGGCGAGCACGCCGCGCUCGUCCUACAGCCUCAGCACCGGGGAGAGGCUGGGCCUGGAGGACCUCUGCUCCAAGGUGCCGCCAUCUUGCUGCGGACUGGUCAUACUCAAGUUCCGUGAUGCCAUCCGAGCCGGCGAGCCCGAGGUCCAUGAAGUGUCCGGCCUCUUCCGCUCGGUCCUCCUGGAGGCCGUGGACCGAAUGAAGGAGGAGCAGGAAGCCCAGCGGCUCGCCCGCCAAUGGAACAACAAACGCGCCACGAGCAUGUCCCUGGUCAACUUCCGGUCUCGCAUCAGGAUCAACCCGUUCGGCAGCACGGCGGGCCUGACGGCGGGCGACGGGGCCGGCUUGAGCGACCUGAAGACGGUGUCGGAGGACGUGGAAAGGUGCACGGAGAAAGGGGAGAGGGUGUGGAGCAUGCCGGACUUCCGGUACAAAGGCAGUAAACUGGUGUGAUGUGUCUUCUCCUGCAGCCAUGUCCGAUAUUUAGAGACACGUUUAUGCAAAGCGGGGAUGCUUCACUCCGAUCGAAAUGCACACGUAACUAGAAAUACACGGUUGUAGACGAGCACAAUGUAUCUACUGGAUGUUCUCAUGCAUUGCAAUGAGGGGUGCAAAACUUUUCUAUGGCAAUAAAAUGUGUUUAAAUUGUACCAACCUAAA
Molecule: messenger RNA, 1170 nt
Organism: Nerophis lumbriciformis (worm pipefish)
Lineage: Eukaryota; Metazoa; Chordata; Actinopteri; Syngnathiformes; Syngnathidae
Gene: rd3
Product: retinal degeneration 3, GUCY2D regulator
Source: RefSeq, a predicted model, not a curated record